Oikopleura dioica is the source of this 1230-nucleotide messenger RNA. Lineage: Eukaryota; Metazoa; Chordata; Appendicularia; Copelata; Oikopleuridae. The record is from the annotation of a GenBank genome assembly.
AUGCGAUUUCUGAAAAGAAGUUUUAAGCAAAACAAAGAAGAAGAAACAACUGAAGAAGAAAUCCCCGAUCGACCCAUGACUAUUCGCAGCUUUGGAAGCCAGAUCUCCAUAUGUUCUUUUGCAGUUCUCGACAACCAAAGAACUGAUAUUCAACGUGAUAUUGAGCAGGACAAGGCCAUCGAAAGUCUAAUCGAAACAACUCUCGUAGAUUCAAUUAAUGUAAUUCUUCGUGAAUACCAAGGUCCGCCAGUAACAGAUGAGCCACCAACGGAGCUGCCAGCGACGACGGAAGAGUCCACCGAUGCACCAGAGACAACGACUGAAGCUCUCCCUCCCUGCGAUGCUUGCCAAGAAACGCUGAAAAACUCGACCAUUGCUCUUCAAGGCCUUUUUCCAGGGAAGGAUAACAGAUAUGAUCUUCUGAGAUCUUCUUGCGUGAACAAAGAUGUCUACGGAAAAUUCUUCGUCUUUUGCGACUUGAAUCAAAACGGCGAAAUCGACGUCAAUGAAGAAUCUGUCAAAGUCUCCCUCUACGCCAAAAAAUGCGGAAAAGACGGAUACGAGUACGACUUGGCAAACAAGGUCGAUUUCAGCUGCAGCGAGGUGGCGGGGCCACGCUGCGAAGUGCCGGAAAAGUUCUUGGACGUUAUGGGUCCGGGCGGAAGCUACUUUGAAGAAGACGGCAAGCUGAUCUUUUACUGCGAUGUGAAUGAAAACGGCGAGUACGACAAGAAGAAAGAAAAGAAAUACGUCUACAAAAAAUCUUGUAAGCUUCAGAAAAUCAAAAAGCUGUUGAAAAAGAAGGCUAGUGGAAUGUGCGAGAAGCCAACAACAACGACAACUUCCACAACGACAACUACAACAACGGCAUCAUCAACAACAUCGACAUCAACAACUACAACAUCCACAACGACAUCGACAACAACUUCCACGCCAACUACUACCACUACUACUGCUUCUACCACUUCCACAACCACUACAACAACAUCAACGACCGAAGCGCCAACAACGACAACAACAACAAAGAAGAAUCCAUCAGGAUGCUUGAAGCUGUGCGACUACGCUUUCAACCGAUUCUCCCAAGACGGAAUGCAAGUUUCGUGCACCGGCGAUUCUGAAAGCACAUACGAGUGGACUGUUGCAUGCUCUAACGGAAAAGAAGCAUUGACCUACGGCUGGAGAAAGAACUGCUGGAAGACAGCGAGACGAUUCAACGAGUUGAAAUGCUAG